This is a messenger RNA of Brassica napus (rape), 1448 nucleotides long. Its product is annotated as E3 ubiquitin-protein ligase RZFP34-like. Gene Ontology annotation, molecular function: ubiquitin protein ligase activity; zinc ion binding. Gene Ontology annotation, cellular component: nucleus. NCBI's taxonomy places the organism in Eukaryota, Viridiplantae, Streptophyta, Magnoliopsida, Brassicales, Brassicaceae. The transcript is spliced from 9 exons. Gene Ontology annotation, biological process: protein ubiquitination; ubiquitin-dependent protein catabolic process. Bases 214 to 1209 code for a protein of 331 amino acids. The record is from RefSeq and is a predicted model, not a curated record.
GUAGCUGUAGCCGAGUUAUCACCUUGCGUCUCAUAUAAAAUAAAGAUCCCACCUGCUUUCUUUUCUUCUCUGCAACUCCAUUAACAAACAUCUAACCAUCUCUUCAGUUUACGUUAACUCUCGACGAGACCUUCAAUUCUGAGUCAGCCACUGAUCUGAAAGCAGGAAAGAUCAAAACUUUAACAGUAAACAUGGAGAUUGGUUUCCAAGAAAAUGAUCAAAAUCAAGAACUUGACUCUCACGUUACGCAUCUUAUGGAGAUUAGUUCUGGGUAUUACGGGUAAACAACACUCAUCAAAUCUUCUUUUCAAACUUCUUCUUUGUUGGUCACUAAAGCUAAGUUUUUUUUUCCCUUCUUUUCCUUCUUUUGUCUUUAGGUGCUCACAUUAUAGAAGACGAUGCAAGAUCAGAGCACCAUGCUGUGAUGAAGUAUUCGAUUGCAGACACUGCCACAACGAAGCUAAGGAUUCUCUUCAAACUGAACAGCUCCUUAGACAUGAUCUUCCUCGACAUGAUGUUUCCAAGCUCAUAUGCUCGCUUUGUGAGACAGAACAAGACGUCCAGCAAAACUGCUCCACUUGUGGUGUAUGUAUGGGGAAGUACUUCUGCUCAAAAUGCAAAUUUUUCGACGAUGAUGUAAGCUUCUCCAAUCGAUUUAUUUCUUAUAAACUGGAAGUUGUACCAACAAAACUCAACACUGGCUGUUUCAGCUUUCCAAGAAGCAAUAUCACUGCGAUGACUGUGGGAUAUGCAGGAUGUUGCUACUCCAAAGUUUUGGAGGACAAGCACCGGUGUCUGGAAGGCGCAUUGCAUCACAAUUGCCCGGUUUGUUUUGAGUAUCUUUUUGAUUCGACAAGAGAUAUCACGGUCCUGCGAUGUGGUCACGCUAUGCAUUUAGAAUGUACCAAAGAUAUGGGGCUGCAUAACCGAUACACAUGCCCUUUAUGCUCUAAAUCGAUAUGUGACAUGUCCAGCGUGUGGAAGAAACUUGAUGAAGAGGUUGCUGCUUACAAAAUCCCAAAAGUGUACGAAGACAAGAUGGUAUGGAUUCUUUGCAACGACUGUGGUUCAAACACGAAUGUUCGGUUUCAUUUGAUCGCGCAUAAGUGCAGUAGCUGCGGUUCAUACAAUACUAGAAAGACGCAGAGAGGACCUAAUACUCACUCUUGCUCUUCAGGAGGUCCUCAGGUUGUUGGUUUAACCGGUUAGCUAAAACCUGAACCAGAACUGGUUUGGUGUCUGAAUUUCCCAAGGGGAGACUAUCUGUGUACUUUCUUAACUAUAGUAUUAGUUAAUGAACCAGGCAAAUCCAUGAGUUAUAUAGACAAGAAGAUCCGGCUUCAGAUCUUCAGGACCCACCCGAACCGACAAAGAAAUAGCUUCGAGUUUUCAGACCUUUACGUUGUUGGGUUUUACUAACGACUUCUCACCCAUUUCUCCCUAAAAGC